AUGGGAAAGAAUUCGAUGAAGAGUCACGCGGAAACUGCUAAGAAUGAUUGGUCCAAUAGUCAAAAUGGUGGCAACGGCGUAGUUGAAUCUGCAUUAGAGGAUGGAACAAAAGAGGCCCAGUGCGCCUCGGAAGAUGAUGCAAGGAUGGAGUCAACUGAUAAAAAGAUGAAGGUGAGCAUAAAGAAUAGAACGGAUGGAACAGUAUUCCAAGUCGAGAUUGAAGCUAAUGCAACAAUAGGAGAACUUCGCUCAAAAAUCUCAUCACAUCUUGGAAACUCCUGUGAUCCGAGGUCAUUGAAGCUUUCACUCGGCGAACAACUGCUGGACGACGCCGAUUCUGUCACCCUCAAAAAAGCAGGCCUAGUGAGUGGAGACCGACUCUUCAUGGAAAUAGGCCCUUGUGCACCGAAACCUGCAAAAGUUGAUGCUCAAGAUGUGAAGGCUGGGACCUCCAACGAUGCCGAUGAUUCCUCAACGAUUUCUGAUGACGAGGCGGAUGCGAGCAUACAGUUUCGUGAUGGUGUGGUUCGCGCUGCAAGGGAUUAUUUGGAAAACUCAGGAUUUUCCAACUCUUCGUUGAAAACGUGGUCCGCGAAUGAACACCCUGGUGCUGAGCUCCAUUUCGAAGUCCGCGAUCGAAAGAGACAACUGGACAUUUUUGUUAUUAUAUUAACACUAUCCCAGCCGAACUUAUCUGCUAUAGUAAAUGUCGGAAGGAAUGUCGAUCAGUCGCAUAAGCUGCUUUCGUCAUUUACUGUACAACAAGCAUCUAUCAAAGAUAAUGUAAGUAAUGGAUUGGCAGUCGCAUUAUCUAGUUCUGGUAAGUCGUCAUGUUUCUAUAAUCGUUCGUUUAUUCAAUACAUCGCAGUCAUAUGUAAAACAUUUCCAAAAUUGCACUUGACUGAAAUUAGUGACGAAAGUGGAGAACCUAAGUAG
Molecule: messenger RNA, 936 nt
Organism: Ostertagia ostertagi
Lineage: Eukaryota; Metazoa; Nematoda; Chromadorea; Rhabditida; Trichostrongylidae
Source: the annotation of a GenBank genome assembly